GAAUGUUCUGGCCUGCUGCUCGUACAGGCGAGUGUCCCGAGAGGAGGGCCUCUGGACAUCAAAGGUUCCUUUUGUCCCCCUCCGAGUGGCAGGGCAGACCGGCCGCUGGCGAUGACUCAGGCCUGGCCCUGACGUCACCCACGCCCGGCCACUGGCCUCCCUCUGCAGCCAGGAAACUGGCUGGGGAGUGGCACUCGCAGGCUGCAGCAAAUCUCAAAAUAAGGAGGCAACUGCCUCUCUCCUCCUCCUCUCCAUCGCCCCACAGCACACCUUGGUUUUCUUUUAUGCUGCUGCUUUUUUUUGUUUUGUUUUUUUGAAGCCUCACGGAAGGUUUUACUUAUAGAUCAACUUUCAAAAUGUAGGAAGUCAGAAUGGGUGACAUCAUCAGAAAAAUAUGUGGAGCUGAUCUCGACCAGAAGUGAAGAACCCAGAGCAAGAAGGCGGUUAGAACUCCUGAGCCCAGGGAAUUGGCAGCGUCUGGGUUUCAGAGGAGCCAGCGCCUCGGAGUGGUCUUGAAGUGAGGCUCUGCUAAACCACUCUUCAUCUGGCUAUAAGAUCUGAACACUGUGACCAUUGAUUUGUUGAACCAAGACUCUGAGGCUGAUAUGCAAUGUCACUUACAACAUUAAUCAGAUACCGCAUUUAAGGUAGAAGGCAAGGUGGAAUCUAUUUUUAACUCUGAUGCACUCCACGGUGUGCAAGCAACUUGGUUCUUGAAUUCGUAUUUUCAGUGCUGGUAUCAGUGGUUUGAUUUUCAGCAAAUGUGACAGUGGUCUUUGCAGUGGUCAGCUCCGGGCUUUGAACUCUCAGAGGAGGAAGGGGAAAAAAUUCAACACACUACCUCCUUGGUUGCAGCCUCAGAGAAACCUUGGAUGAGAAACUUGUUUUUUCAAACCUGUUUUCCUGUUGAUAAAUUCAGUUCUCGUGAUCACAGUACAUUCAAGCUGUUCUGCGUAUGGUUUUGUGUGUGUGUGACAAUUGCAUCUAAAACUUGAGAGCAAGAAGACGGAGAAAUCAGUUGGUCUCCAUCGCUUUACAUAAAAAUGGCUGAGUGUCUUGUCAUGCUAGCACUGCAUUAAGUGAUACAAUACAGAUCUAGAUGUGGAGGAAAUGGAGGACUCAGAACCAAGGAUUUCCAAGUGAUCUCUUCCGAAGCUCAAGACACUAACUCUGUUAAAGCUGGUCUGUUCUAACUGAGAUGACAGUCAUGUCCCUUUCCAGGGACCUCAAGGACAACUUACACAGCGACACAGUGCUCUCCAUCUUAAACGAGCAGCGCAUUCGGGGCAUUUUGUGUGAUGUCACUAUCAUUGUGGAAGACACCAAGUUUAAAGCCCACAGCAAUGUUCUGGCUGCUUCAAGCCUUUAUUUCAAAAACAUCUUUUGGAGCCAUACCAUCUGUAUUUCCAGCCACGUCCUGGAACUGGAUGAUCUCAAAGCUGAAGUGUUUACAGAAAUUCUCAAUUAUAUCUACAGCUCCACAGUCGUUGUCAAGAGACAGGAAACUGUCACUGAUCUUGCAGCUGCUGGGAAAAAGCUGGGAAUAUCCUUCUUGGAAGAUCUUACUGAUCGCAACUUCUCCAAUUCUCCGGGUCCCUAUGUAUUCUGCAUUACCGAGAAGGGAGUGGUUAAGGAAGAAAAAAAUGAAAAAAGACAUGAAGAACCAGCCAUCACUAACGGGCCAAGGAUCACAAAUGCAUUUUCCAUCAUCGAAACAGAAAACAGUAAUAACAUGUUCUCUCCACUGGACUUGAGAGCAAGUUUCAAAAAGGUCUCCGACUCCAUGAGAAACACCAGCCUCUGCCUGGAGAGGACUGACGUCUGCCACGAGGUGGAGCCCGUGCGCACCCUGGCUGAGCACUCCUACGCCGUGUCUGCCGUGUCUUCCGUGGCUGAGGCUUACAGAAGUCAGCCUGCCCGAGAACAGGACAGCAGUUCACCUGCGAAAACAGGGAAGGAGAACACUGAAGCUGUUGCAGCAAAACCGAAAACAUGCCGAAAGCCAAAGACACUCUCCGUACCCCAGGAAUCAGAUUCCACUCCAGAAAAUAUACCACCCCCUCCAACAAGCAACUUGGAGGUGCGUCAAGAAGAAAGUCCACAGCCAGCAGCAGUUCUUUCCCUUUCAAAAUCUCCCAGCCACAACGAAGGAGAGGUCCAGUUUCCCAGGGCGGAGGAAAAUAAAUCCUCUGAUGUCCCUGGGCCACCAGCCGCCGAGGUGCCGCCUCUCGUUUACAACUGCAGCUGUUGUUCCAAAUCUUUCGAGAGCAGCACUUUGCUCAGCGCCCACAUGCAGCUUCACAAGCCGACCCAGGAGCCCCUGGUGUGCAGGCACUGCAACAAGCAGUUCAGCACCGUCAACAGGCUGGAUCGGCAUGAGCAGAUCUGCAUGAGGUCAAGCCACAUGCCCGCUGCUGGAGGGAAUCAGCGCUUCUUAGAAAACUAUCCCACCAUCGGGCAGAACGGAAGUUCAUUCACAGGCCCAGAACCUUUAUUAGCUGAGAAUAGGAUUGGUGACUUUUCCAGUCCCGGGAGUACGCUGCCAGAAACAGAACACAUGGUUAAGUUUGUUAAUGGGCAAAUGCUCUACAGCUGCGUGGUGUGCAAACGCAGUUAUGUGACUUUAUCCAGCCUCCGAAGACAUGCAAAUGUUCACUCCUGGAGGAGAACAUAUCCUUGCCAUUACUGCAACAAAGUGUUUGCCUUGGCUGAGUACAGGACAAGACACGAGAUUUGGCACACAGGGGAAAGGCGGUAUCAGUGCAUUUUCUGCCUGGAGACAUUUAUGACCUACUAUAUACUCAAAAACCACCAGAAGUCUUUCCAUGCCAUUGAUCAUAGACUUUCCAUCAGUAAAAAAACAGCAAAUGGAGGCUUGAAGCCUAGUGUCUAUCCAUAUAAACUUUACAGGCUCCUGCCCAUGAAAUGCAAGAGGGCUCCUUACAAGAGCUACCGACAUUCUUCCUAUGAAAAUGCUCGAGAAAACAGUCAGCUGAAUGAGCCUGCACCUGGUCCCUAUGUUAUUCAGAAUCCACACAGCUCUGAAUUACCUACCCUGAAUUUUCAGGACAGUGUAAACACCUUGACCAACAGUCCAGCCAUCCCAUUGGAAACACCAGCACGUCAGGACGUGCCCACUUCGGCCAGUAUACAAAACGCAGAGGGUACCAAAUGGGGCGAGAGGGGAGAGUUAAAAGUGGAUAUGGACAAUAACUUUUAUUCCACAGAGGUGUCGGUUUCUUCCACUGAAAAUGCUGUCAGUUCAGACCCCCGGUCAGGGGAUGUGCCCGUUCUGGCUGUGAGUAACGGCAGUGAGAACUCCACCUCUGUGAUCAGCUACAGUGGCUCAGCCCCCUCGGUCAUCGUGCACAGCAGCCAGUUUUCAUCGGUGAUAAUGCACAGCAAUGCCAUUGCUGCCAUGACCAGCCGCAACCCUAGAGGAGCCCCUUCAGACCAGACUGUCAGUCAGACCCCAAAAGAGGAUGGCAAGCCCACCGAGCCAGACAAAGUUGGGAGGGCCAUCAGCAGACCCAAGAGCAUGAAGGAGAAAAAGAAAGCCGGCCCAUGUAGCAGGGGAGAAAUACCAGAGGAGUCCAAAUUCACUGCUGACCCUGGAGGCUCACUGGGCAAAACUACAAAUACCAUCAAAGAAACGAGUAAAAUUGAAACCUACAUCGCAAAGCCCGCUCUCCCGGGAACCUCCACAAACAGCAACGUCGCACCCCUUUGUCAAAUAACGGUGAAAAUCGGGAACGAAGCCAUUGUGAAGAGGCACAUCCUCGGCUCUAAACUGUUCUAUAAGAGAGGGCGGAGACCCAAGUAUCAAACACCGGAGGAGACGCUGCCCCAGGAGAGCGACCAGGAAGCCAAUGGAGACAACCCUCUCGGGCUCUGCCAGUCCGAGUGCAUGGAGAUGAACGAGAUGUUUGACGAUGCCAGUGACCAGGAUUCCACGGACAAACCAUGGCGCCCUUACUACAACUACAAACCCAAGAAGAAAUCCAGACAGUUGAGAAAAAUGAGGAAGGCCAACUGGAGGAAGGAGCACGAAAACAGGAGCCCGAGCGGUAAGUGUAGAUACCCGGCCGACCUGGACUGUGCGGUGGGCAAGGCUCCGCAGGAGAAGGCCUUCGAGGAAGAGGAAAACAAAGAGAUGCCUAAGCUGCAGUGUGAACUCUGCGACGACGGAGACAAAGCCUCAGGGGCCGGGAGCCAAGGGAGGCCCCACCGGCAUCUCACGGCCCGGCCUUACGCGUGCGAGCUCUGCGCCAAGCAGUUUCAGAGCCCCUCCACCCUCAAGAUGCACAUGCGGUGCCACACGGGAGAGAAGCCGUACCAGUGCAAGACCUGCGGCCGGUGCUUCUCCGUGCACGGCAACCUCCAGAAGCACGAGCGCAUCCACCUGGGCGUGAAGGAGUUCGUCUGUCAAUACUGCAACAAGGCCUUCACGUUGAACGAGACCCUCAAAAUCCACGAGAGGAUCCACACGGGAGAAAAACGAUACCACUGUCAGUUCUGCUUUCAAAGUUUUUUGUAUCUGUCCACGAAAAGGAAUCACGAGCAGAGGCAUAUCAGGGAGCAUAACGGGAAGGGCUAUGCCUGCUUCCAGUGCCCCAAAAUUUGCAAAACAGCUGCUGCCCUGGGAAUGCACCAGAAGAAACACUUGUUCAAAAGCCCCAGUCAGCAGGAGAAAGUGGAAGGUGACAUAGGCCAGGAAAACUCCAGUCCCCUGGAGAAUCCACAUUUCAUUGAUUCGGAAGGCACUGACCAAAAGGAUAAUGUACAAACCGUUGUUGAUAAUGUCCUUUGAAUGGCGAUCCUUAGGGGAAAAAAAAAACCCCUUUGAGAAUACAAGUUGGUGGGUUUGUUUUGUUUGUUUUUUUUUUUUUAGUUAGCUGUUUCUUUUGUUUCUGUUUAGUUUUGUUCACUUAACAGUUAUGAAGGAGUGAAAUGUAACAAAGAAAAUCUCAUUUGUUCAAAUUCCAGAAGAAGGAUCCUAAUAUCCUCUCUGGGUUUUGGCAUUAACUUCAUGCAAAGUACACAAAAACAAAAUAGCCGAAUCUUCCAGUAUCCCAAGUGUCUUGUGAAAGUUUAUGAAGUUCUCAGUUGUGAUAUUUUUGCCAGUGGGAGGAAAAAAGAGUUUAAUUUUAGCGUAAUUUAAAACUUUCUGGUGAGUGCUCAGAGGAGCUGGCUGCUGAACUGUCUUUAGUAACUGGAGAUAUAAGGGUUCAGAUAUCAUGAGAAUGUCACCUUCAUAAAUAUGUUAAAAGGUAAAUGAGCUAUGACAGUCAUUAUUCUCAUCCAGCUUCUGCACUAUUAAAAAUUGUUUAAAUUAAUGGGUACAUAUGAAAUAAUAGUAUAGCUGAAAAUACGUGUGAAAUGAGUAACCCAAGUAGGACAUUCAUACGUUUUCUAGAACUACUUUUCUGCAACACAAACCUUGUAAAAUACAGAUAUAAAGCACUAUAACUUUUAACUGUCCAUGUCCCCUGUAGUGAAUUAUAAUGAUGAGCAAUAGAUCUGCAAAUAAUGAGAACUGAUGUAAAAAUCAGUAGGAAGCAUUGUGAGUAUGACUUCAGAGCAUGUGUAUGCUUUUAGAUGGAAUGCUGUUCUCUUGACGUUAUGGCUGAGCUGUUACUAGAACCGGUCUUCUCAAGUCCCAAAAAACAUAGGUCAUGCCUUAUCCACGGGGGAGAACCUUCCCAGAAGUUACUUGUGAUUACCUGUGCUGUGCUAUGUAUUACUUUCUAGAGGCCUCACUUCAGAACAUGAAAAAAGGUCAAAUUCUUCUGAAACUCCCUGAAGUCUUCCAUCCAUCAUGAGGCCAUGGACGUGGAGGUCUUUCCAGAUAGAUUUAACCAUUCUCAAGGGUUCAAGUAAAACCUGGCAUCUCCUGUAUCGCUGAAGGAGUGUCUUGGAAAUUAAGUGCAAGGCACAUGUGUGGUGGUGAAUUCCCAGGCACUUGAAAGUGACAGAAAGCCUAAUCCCUACAAUUGUCAGCCUUCUUGGAAAUUAUGCAGCCCACAAGCAUAUACUAUUUAAAAAAUAAAUAAAGGACAACAGAAACACACACACCCCUGCCCCACCCAAUAAUGACUUGAGUGGGUAGGAAGUGAUGACCUUCCUUGCCUCAAAUGGAGCUUUGUCUUUGGAGGAUGGGAAGAUAGAAUGUGAAGUGACGAGGUUCCAUGACUGACUGACAUGCUUCAAAAAUAUAUAGAAUAUAUUCACAAGUCAGAUGCCUUGUCUUCAUGUUUGCAGACAACUGAGACCCUGGUUCAAUUCCUGGGUCGGGAAGAUUUGCUGGAGAAGGGAUAGGCUACCCACUCCAGUAUUCUUGGGCUUCCCUUGUGGCUCAGCUGGUAAAGAAUCCACCUGCAAUGCAGGAGACUUGGAUUCAGUCCCUGGGUUGGGAAGAUCCCCUGGAGAAGGGAAAGGCUACCCACUCCAGUAUUCUGGCCUGAAGAAUUCCAUGGACUAUAUAGUCCAUGGAGUUGCAGAGUCGGACAUGACUGAGCCACUUUCAGCCCCCUUGCUAAAAACCCACUUGCGUUUUUAAUGUUCUUUUUCUUUGACCCACACCAUUAACACUGCCCUCAAAAUCUAACCCCCCUAUAGGAUAUUCCGUCACAUGGACUAGGUUCCUGGGAAGCUGGAAAUCAUGAUUCUUUAACUUUUUAAACUGCCAGAAUAGGAGGGAGAGAGAAAACAUUCUUACCCAUUUGAUACCAGAACACCAGUAUGAACAGAAUCUGGAACCCAGUUCAAGGAUGACCUGCAGCCAUUCGUGAUCACAGGAUUUGACAGCUGGAAAUCCAAGGUUACCCAAGGUUGCAAGGUUACCACUGUGAAGAAAUGGCUUGAAGGACUCUGGGUUCUCUCUUCAAGUGUUGUGGUGUCUCCACAAAGAAGACUUCAUAUGGAUUGGGGUGGACCAGAAAGCAUCUAAACACCCAGAAAAGGACAUAAUCAAAGCUGAUCUUUUUAUACUGUAGUACUUUGUUGUUAAAUAACCCCAAUAUUGUAUUUGCAUUUAUCUUUUGUUCAUCUACUUUCACUUACAAACAGUAUUAUGUAAUAGAGGAAAAUGGAAAAUGCAAAUGAGUUCAACUUUAUUUUAUACAUUGUAUAUAUGUACACCUGAACCAUUCAUCUGGGUUUUGUUGAAGAGAUAGUCACAAAGGGCUUAUGCAAAUCAUUUUGAAUUGAUAAUUAGAAAACUGAAUAAGCAAUCCUGUGAUCUACCAAUUUGUUUUAUCUCAGUCAGGAUUAUGAAUCAAGAAUUACUGUGUAUUUCAGUCAUUUUGAUUUGAAGUAACUCUAAAUAUAAAAUAAUUACAUGUAAUGAUGUCUCCCAGCCCUUCCAUGUGGAUAUUUUUUAAGUGGACUUGUAUGCUAAUAAUUCUAGACCAAAGUAAAUAUGGCAGAAUAUUUAUACAUGAAAAAAUAAUUUUGCAAAUAUUUUCUAUAAUUGUAUUAUUCGUUUAAAAUGUUGAUAGCUUGUGUUAGUUUCAGGGAGGGGUGUAUAUUUUGAUAAAAAAUACUUGACUUUGUAAUUCUGUAUAUUCUAUACAAUUUAUAGCAGAGCCGUUUUAAGACAGCCUUGUCACAUUUUUUGUUAAUUGUGAAAAUUUUAUUCGAAGUGACGUUUAUGCAUUGAGUACAUAACGACCAACUAGAGUUAAAGUAAGUGUGAACAGUGAAACAUACUGUAUGCUGUACAAGAUAUAUUGUAAUUUGCUGUUUUAGCAUCUGUAUUUUGGUUAGAAGAUAUUAUUAAAUGCAGAUGUUAAGGGUUGGAAAAGUCUAAUUUUAUUUUUAGAACUAACGGAUAUAAAUUUGUUUUUGCUUGAUUAAAAUAGCUUAUUCUUAUGUUGUCUCUUUUUAAACAUUUUAGUGUUAAUUCUUUUGUGUAGCCAAGCUGCAGUUUCAUUUGUAUGAGUCACAGCAUUGUUUCACAUAUGAUUCAUUCAGUAUAUUUCUGUUCCUCACUUGUUUACAUUCCAUGGUACCUGCUUACAUGCUUAGGACUCAAAUGGAAUAUGACAUUAAAAAAAAGCAGAAUAAAAGAGACUGAAAUCUUGUUAUCAUUUAGUGCUUUGGAUAGGCCUGAUAUUAUGAUAAACCUGAGUGUUGGAAAUAUUCUGCUCCAGUCAUCCACAGAAAACAGAUUUCACGUAUUAACUACCAGGUAUUUGGCAACGUUCUUGCCACGGUCUAUCUCAUUCAGUCCUUUCCCAACGACCCUAGGAAAUAGACUUCUUUAUCUGCAUUUUAUAAGUGACUUUGAGAAGAUCCCACAGCCAGCCAGCUAGGAUCCCAACCCUUGGCUGCCUGACUCCAAAGCCCACACUUUUGUUCCUUCUCUGCAUCUUAGAGGGAAAUGCUUAAUGUAAACUGAGCAGGGAGUGAGGAAGAGACCUGACCGAGUAGUGCAGCUUGUGAUGGUAGCUGUCACAUCCUCAGCUGUAGGGAGGCCAUAGUAGGGUCAGCUCCCCGGACUCAACUCUGAUUUUCUUACUGAGGCCUAAAUACUUUGGGCAUUUGGUCGCUCAUAUGUUUAAGGAUAUUGCUCUGUGAAGCCAGUUUGUAAAAGUUUGUAAAUGUUUUUUAAUGUGGAGUGAAAUUAUGAUUUAAUGCUAUUGUAAACUAGCCGUUUUUCACAUAAAGAAAAAAAAUCUGUCCUGUCAUCGCAGAUCAUACUCCCAAACUUAGCUGCUGCUGCUGCUGCUGCCAAGUCACUUCAGUUGUGUCCGACGCUGUUCGACCCCAGGCUCCCCCGUCCCUGGGAUUCUCUGGGCAAGAACACAGGAGUGGGUUGCCAUUUCCUUCUCCAAUGCAUGAAAGUGAAAAGGGAAAGUGAAGUCGCUCAGUCAUGUCCGACUCCUAGUGACCCCAUGGACUGCAGCCCAUGAGGUUCCUCCAUCCAUGGGAUUUUCCAGGCAAGAGUACGGGAGCGGGUUGCCAUUACCUUCUCCGUCAACCUUAGCUACUUAUCUGCAAAUACAGGCAAUUAGUCACAAUGGGUAAUGUGACAGGAGAGCCAGAGGCUCAGGCAAUACGACCCAUCAGCAGCACAGGGGAAACAGCUCAAGUGUCCAGCCCUGAUUGCUGGUCCACAGCAUCAAUUUUGUAUUUGAAGGGCAACCCAAACCAAAUCCUCCAAAAAUUCUAUAACUACUAUCUGCUAAAAGGAACUUAUCUAUCAAAACAGCAGAAUUAAUAUUGAAAGUAUUUGUAACAGUUGAGAAACUGGAUUAAAACCAUAAAAACAAA
Molecule: messenger RNA, 9276 nt
Organism: Capra hircus (goat)
Lineage: Eukaryota; Metazoa; Chordata; Mammalia; Artiodactyla; Bovidae
Gene: ZBTB38
Product: zinc finger and BTB domain containing 38
Exons: 6
Coding region: 1199-4810 (1203 amino acids)
Biological process (GO): regulation of cytokine production; regulation of immune system process; negative regulation of transcription by RNA polymerase II
Molecular function (GO): protein binding
Source: RefSeq, a predicted model, not a curated record